AGGGAAGGAGGAAGGGGAAGGGGGAGGAGAAGAGCAGGAACAGCGCCCAGAGCCCGCCUGGCCUGAGCCCUUCUCCAGCCUGGAGGGCUUGUGCUGGAUCCCCGGAUCCCUUUCCGCACCCCUUUAGAGGCGAGACAACACCCUGAAGAAGGCCACUCCAAGAAGGGAAGGGCGAGGAGAGGGGAGGAAGGGAGGAUCUUCCCCCCCAGCAGAGCCAUCUGUAAGCAUUUCUCUCCUCCAAAGAGAUCAGCCUCUAAGCCUUGUGUUGUCUUCUUCCCUCCUCUGGGCUUCCAUGAUUGCUGUGAGUUUCUGGCCAUGUUCCGGAAGCAUUCUCUCCUGACAUUUCACCCACAUCUAUGGCAGGCAUCCUCAGAGGUUGUGCGGUCUGUUGGAAACUAGGAGCUUGGUUUUGUCCCGCUGCAGAGAAGGUUGUGGAGGCUUUUGAGCUACACAGAAGCCUUCCCCAGGCUUCAGAACAUCAAAGCUUGUGCAUCGUCUUGGGCUGCUUUGGAUCAAAGCAGUUUUACCCUGAUGAAAAUCCCUUUGGAUGGUGCGGCCUGAAAUGCUCCUCUCUUCGUGCUCUUCUCCCCGAAGGAUGGGCCUCCAUGCUCCAGCUUGAACGCGGCACGACCCACAAGUGGGAACCGGGCCUCUUGCCAAGGGGAUUCCUAAGGGGGUUCCUCCAACCGGGGCUAAUGGAAGGUUGCUAUGGUUAUUUUCCCAUCCGUCUGGACAGUUAGGGAAAGCCUCUCCGCUUGGUUCUAUAACAAGCAGCUUUUGUGGAAUUGCUGGAGAACAGGGUGCUGACACUGCCCCGUGAAUCGUCUCGGUUUCGCCCCAUGUGCACAAAAUGGUACAGCUAAAGUCGAAUGGGUUUCUGAAGCUGACAGCACCCUAGCAUUCCUGAAGGUCCGAACAACUUCUUUGGGCAGAUUCUUCACGACGGAAAACCUUUGUGUUUGUUGAGCCUUGCCUGGCUUUGGCAUCUCCGAUGCGCCUCCGUUUUGCUGUGGAUUACAGGCUGCUGUGGCUUGGUGAUGGCAACUUAGUGUUUUGACACUGAAACUGGACGGCGGGGGUUUCCUAGCAUCUGGCUCAGGAUUUAUACUCAGUUUCUUCCUUCUCUACCUCACGCGCUGCUGUGAAACACAAAAAAGAUUAAACAUUUUCCAAAAGCAGUUAUCAAAAAUGACAAGUCUGUUCCGGCGGAGCAGCAGCAAUGGCAGCUCGAGGAGCAGCUCUUCCGCCCAGGAACUUAACAACAGCCGCCCGGCCAGACAGGUGCGGCGGCUGGAGUUUAACCAGGCCAUGGAGGAUUUCAAGACCAUGUUCCCCAAUAUGGAUUACGACAUCAUUGAAUGUGUUUUGAGGGCGAACAACGGGGCGGUGGAUGCCACCAUCGACCAGCUGUUGCAGAUGAACCUGGAUGGCAGCGGGUGCGAAGACAGCUCCGACUCGGAUGACAGCAUUCCUCCCGAGAUUUUGGAACGGACUCUGGAACCCGACAGUUCAGAUGAAGAGCCUCCUCCGGUUUACUCUCCCCCUUCCUAUGACAUGCACAUCUUCGACAGGAAGUACCCGCAGGCCCCACCAACGCCGCCCCCCAGGAUUGAUAUCCAGAGUUCAAGUGGGCCUCCAGCACAACGCCGGUACCGGAACUGGAACCCGCCGUUGUUAGGCAACCUUCCCGAUGACUUCCUUCGCAUCUUACCCCAACAGAUGGACAAAGUGCAGAGUUCCCAGGGUGGCCAUCAAACCACCAAAAGCCCCGGAAGUCAGCGGAGCCAAGGCGCUUUGGACCAGGAGAGGAAAUGGAAGCAGUAUCUCGAAGACGAGCGGAUUGCGCUCUUCCUCCAGAAUGAGGAAUUCAUGAAGGAGCUUCAACGGAACCGGGAUUUUCUCCUGGCCCUCGAAAGAGAUCGCUUGAGGUACGAGUCAAAGAAAUCCAAGAUGAACAGUGUGGCUGUCAGCAGUGAUGUCUGUUUCUCCUCUGUAAUAUCUGACGAUGUCGUUCGCUCCUUAACCGGCGUCUCCAGUGGUGCUGUCUCCGAAGAUGCCUUAUUCAGGGACAAAUUGAAACACAUGGGAAAAUCGACACGCAAGAAACUCUUUGAGCUUGCCAGAGCUUUCUCAGAGAAGACCAAGAUGAGGAAGUCGAAAAGAAAACAGCUGUUAAAGCAUCAGGUGAUGGGGACAGCCGCUUCCACGGCUAAUCUGCUUGAUGAUGUUGAAGGACAUUCGUGUGAUGAAGACCACCAAGCCAGAAGACAACCACUGCCAGUUGAGGAAGAAACAUCGAAAGAAGUGCAGUGAGGGCACGAUGGGUCAUGUGAGAUCCUAAGCUGGCAGCUGAAAAGGAAGAUAAGCCAAGUCAGCGGCAAAUUGCAAAGGCGUCUGAGGCAAAAAAAAGGUGUUUCUCAGGCUGAGGCUGCCUUCCAGCCCUGGAGUUGUCGAAGUAUCCGCUUUGUAUAAGGCACACAAAAACGAAUUCUGGCUUGUGGGUUUCUUUUCCCCUUUCUUCUUCCUCGGUAUGAAGAAUCCAGCCGAAAAGGGGGUUGGGAGCAGACAUGACGUUGCCAUCUGAGCUGGGUUUCCUUUUUCUUUUUUUUCCUAUGUUUCUUUUUUGCCGUUGGAGGAUGGAUUUUAAACUCCGACCGAUACGUUGAGGCCCGUGCUUUCUUUGUCGGGAUGUAUACGUGAAAAAGAACAAGGAUGUUUAACUGUCCCAAACCACCUCUUCUCUUUUGCUAACAGAUGUACAGGCCCUGGGUCAAGGUACAGGACGACCGCAACGUUUUGUUUGUAGGGUUGAUAAUGUUUUUAUAAUUUUUAUGAUGACUGUAUGACUCUUGCUGCUCAUAGAAAAAAAGAAGCCCAAAUCAAGAUCACACCUAGCUGUCUCUUGUUUCGAAAUAAUAUAAGCUCUCUACCAUUUUGUGGGGUGAAGGUUAUAUUAUUUUCGUUCAACCCCACCCAUUGCUUUGCUGUGAGUGCUUUCCUAAUGUCACGUUCCUUGUAUUGCUAAAAAGACAAGAGGUGGUGUAUAAUAGAGGGUCAUAUUCUCAAUAUAGUCCCAUUUGUGGUUUUGUGAAUCGAGGCGCCUUGUGGCAGAAUGGCCGCGAGAGCCUCGGCGAUGUCCCAUGCUGUGUUGAAAGGCUGGUAUCAUACCCUCCAACGGGGCUCAUCUGGGAUAUUAACCCUCUGCCUUCCCACUGUUUCAAUGUCCCGGUUUCUCUUGCCUUCUCCCAUUUCCCCCCUUUCUCAUCAGCCUAGUUCAUUUGCUGCAGACGUAAGUAGGGUAUACACUGUAGGCCUCUUCUGCGUGGUACCAAAAUUUCCAAAUGUUAACCUAGUUGUAUGUGAUGGAAUCGUAUGUGAAAGAAACACUUGCAUGAGAGUCCUGUGAGGGAAUUAGGGGCGGGUGGGCAUUGGGUUGGCUUGGAUUGGAAUGACCUGCAUGCGGUUUGUGUUAGAGAUCGGAUACCCCCCCCCCCCCAAACCGGUAAUCACAGUGGUUUUUGUUCAACAAUGGUUGGAACAUUGAACUAUGGGAAGCUGAAAUGUUCUAUCAGAGGCACAGGCACCUUGGUAGCUGGGGCCAGAGCUGCCACUCUGGCUUGCAAGGCUUGCAGCUGUUGUUCCAGUUGCUGAAGAUUGGCCAUGGAGACUGGUAUCAGCAAGGAUUUAUUUGGGGGUCAGUGCAAACUGUCGCACCUCAGGCUAAGUUCACCUUGCUAUAGAUACCCAGUCAAACACACAGGUAGUCUUUUGAAGUUUUUAUUAAGCAAAGCAGAAUAUAAAUCAAGCAAUCAAAAGGUAGUUCAAAGUUGUAGUGAUAGAGUCAAUAGGUCCAAGAGAUUCACAAAGUACAUAAAUGUCUAUUAAUCCAAAAGGGCUAGUUCCAUAGGUUCAAAGAGCAUAGCAGGAACAAUAAUCCAUAAGGCAAAGAAUUAGUCCAUAGAGUCCAAAGCACAAGAUCCAAGAAUCCAAGAUAAUCCACAAGGUGAAGAAUUAGUCCAUAAAGUCCAAGAACAAGGUCCAAGAACGCUGGCUAGGUAGAACUGCCACACAGAUGAAGCGAUGAAAUUGCACUGACAAAGAAUAGUCUGUGAAAGCAUGCUUUAAUAACAACUUAGGAAUGCAUUCCUCUUCCCACAGCUAGAUUCACGUUUGCGCGCCAAACGCUCACUUCUACGGACCUGGGAACCCAUCCAAGACAAACGGUCCUCUCUAGAUAACUCCUCGUUAUCUUGCACCUGGUCAGAAGCUAAACCGUCAUCCUCAUUAUUUUCCAAGGUUGAAGUCUCUCCCUCAAUAUUUCUCAUGUCAGCUUGACCGUUAUCUGUUUCUCCUGGAAUCAGCAGCUCAUCCUGCAACUGCAUGUCUGAGCUAACUUCUGCCUCAGACUGCUGAUCUUGAAUCCCAAAUCCAGAAUCCCCAGAAUCCCCUCCAUCUUCAUCUAGAAUCUGGCCAGCCUGUGGCUGGGAUGCAACAGUAUGAUGGCCUUCCAAGUGUAGCAUCUUGGCAGUGGAUACAUAAGUGACUGUGGAGCUCCAUUCUUGACCCGCAUGUUCUUCCACAGCGAGGACCCAGUCAGGGUUGGCUUCCUCUUGGCACGUUUCUCCCUUUCGCCCUCUUCAAAUUCCACAGCACAGCUGGUCACAGCUGACCUCCAGUUAGAGCACUCAAGGGCUUCCCAGUUCUCUCUGUGUGUCUAUGCCAGUUUUUAAGGUUUGCUUUAAGCCCAUCUUUCAAUCUCUCUUCCUGUGUACCAACAUUCUGUUUUCUGUUCUUGAGUUCUCUGCUUUGGGAGAUGGUAUUCGAGCAUCCGGACAAUGUGGCUCAUCCAGCGGGGUUGAUGGCGCAGGAGCAUCGCUCCAGUGCUGGUGGUCUUUGCUUCUUCCAGCACGCUGACAUUUGUCCACCUUUCUUCCCAAGAGAUUUUCAGGAUUUUUUAGAGGCAACACUGAUGGAAUAGUUCCGGGAGUUGAGUGUGACGUUUGAAGAUAGUCCAGGUUUUGCAGGCGUAGAACAGGGUUAGGAAAACAAUAGCUUUAUAAACAAGCACCUUGGUAUCCCUGCGGAUGUCUCGAUCCUCAAACACUUCAUUUGGGAAAAUGCUGCACUCGCAGAGCUCAGGCGGUGUUGUAUUUCAGUGUCAAUGUUGACUUUUGUGGAGCGGAAAUGGUCAACAAUUCCUAACAUUACUCCAUUAAUUUGUAUCUCUGGCAUUGCAGAUGGUUUGGCUGGUGACUACUGGUAGAGCACUUUGGUUUUCUCGGUGUUUAAUGAUAGGCCGAGCUUCUUGUAUGCUUCUGCAAAUGUAUUGAGAGUGGCUUGUAGAUCUUCUUCUGAAUGUGCACAGACUAUGUUAUCAACGGCAUAUUGGAGUUCUAUAACAUCCUCAAACACUCUCUGCUUCAUUCGGGAAAAUGCUGCACUCGCAGAGCUCAGGCGGUGCUGUACUUCAGUGUCAAUGUUGACUUUUGUGGAGAGGUGGCUGCCAAGGGAGCAGAAAUGGUCUACAUUUUCUAAUGUUGUAUUUCUGGCAUUUCAAAGGGAUUGGCUAGUGACUGAUGGUUUUCUCGAUGUUCAAUGAGAGGCCGAGCUUCCCGUAUUCUUCUGCAAAGGUGUUUAGAAUGGUUUGUUAGUCUUCUUCUGAAUGUGCACAGACGACGUUAUCAUCGGCAUAUUGGAGUUCUAUAACAGAUGUUGUCGUGACCUUGGUUUUGGCUUUCAGUUAAAGUCACAUAGCUGUCUGAUGAUUUCCCCUCAACAGCUUCCCAUCAACAAGAUGAGUAACCACUCAGGUGGAAAUCUUUUUAAAGUAUGGCACAUUUAUAGUUAUCCCCGCCCCCCCAAAAAAGUCAGUUUUGAAUCCCAGUCUAAUGUUGCUUGGCCACACAUAUCCUAGAGUUUUUCUAUGACAUGUUGGAGGGUAUGAAACCAGCAACACUUACUUAGAGAUCAGUCAAGAAUAGGACGGGAGGAGGAGAAAAAUAAAAACCUUUCAGCUGGGUUCGUCGCCUAUCAGACAUGCAGACUGAACCUGCCCAGGUGGAGAUAUUCCUUCUUUCCAGUCUAUUUCGAUUCUUUGCAUUUUAAAGGCCUCAAACCCACGUGGUUUCUUCAAUCGAACAAUGUACAAUCCUCAAUAAUGUUCACAUUGGGGAAAAAGUGGUGUGUUUUUUUAAAUAAGGAGACGAACCAACAAAAAAAAGGAGUCGAACUAACUCCUGUGACGUUUGUGAGUGUUGCUAUUUUAGAAUUUAUUUCCAUACAUACAUUUUUCCCUUAAAGAUGUUUAAUAGUGAUUCAUAUAAUAAAAUUCCCGUUGUACUCUCUUAA
Molecule: messenger RNA, 6348 nt
Organism: Anolis carolinensis (green anole)
Lineage: Eukaryota; Metazoa; Chordata; Lepidosauria; Squamata; Anolidae
Gene: cuedc1
Product: CUE domain containing 1
Exons: 14
Coding region: 1189-2313 (374 amino acids)
Molecular function (GO): ubiquitin binding
Source: RefSeq, a predicted model, not a curated record